UCCACACCGGAAGAUCAAAGCAUCCCUCACCAUCAUCAGAUUAAAUUAGGAAAAGACAUCAAACUUGAGGUUAAAGAGGAAGAAGAAGAGGCGUUGGUGAGUGGAGAUCAGCAGUCUAUGGAGAAGAUGACCAUGAAAAGUGACCAGGAGGAAUCUUCUCUUUAUAUAAACAGAAGAGGACACUAUGUCCUGAAUAACGUAUCUUCAGAAUGUAAAGCAGAAGAAAAUCCCACCACACAACGUUCUCCAGGAGAAAAUCCCACCACACAACGUUCUCCAGAAGUGAAUCGCAUUACACAAAUAAUACAUCAUAGAACUUAUCAUAUGGAGAGAUCCUGGGAUUUCUCUGAUCCUGAGGAUUCUUCUGAGGAUCCACAUACUAUUAUUAUUGAAUCUCACAGUACAGAUAAAGCAACAGAUCCAUCUAAUCCCGAGGAAUCUUCAUUGAACCAUGAAGGAUCUCGCACAGGAGAACAUUCCUUGUCAUCUACAGUGUGUGGGAAUUCUUCCAAAGAAACCAGAGAGCCUAUUACACACCAGAAAAGUCAUAAGAGUUUGCAUUCUUACUCAUGUCCAGAGUGCGGGAGAUGUUUUAAUGGGAAAAUAAACUUUCUCAGUCACCAGAGGGUUCACACUAUCGAGCGUCCUUUCCCAUGUUCAGAGUGCGGCAAACGUUUUACUGACAAAGGAAACCUUCUUAAACACUACAGAAUUCACACGGGUGAGCGUCCCUUUUCAUGUUCAGAGUGCGGGAAAUGUUUUAUUCAGAAAGUAGAACUUGUUAAUCACCAGAGAAUUCACACAGGUGAGCGUCCGUUCUCGUGUUCGCACUGUGGUAAAGGUUUCGCUCGGAAAGGAAACCUUCUAACACAUCAGAGAACUCACACAGGUGAGCGUCCUCUUUCAUGUUCAGAGUGUGGCAAAGGUUUCAUUCAGAAAAGAGACCUUGUUGUUCACCAAAGAAGUCACACGGGAGAAUGUCCUUUUUCAUGUUCAGAGUGCGGGAAAUCUUUCGCUCAGAAAGGACAUCUUGUUAUUCACCAGAGAAUUCACACUGGUGAGCGUCCUUUUUCAUGUUCAGAGUGCGGGAAAUGUUUCCCCGAGAAAGGAAAUCUUGUCAUUCACCAGAGAAUUCACACCGGUGAGCGUCCUUUUUCAUGUUCAGAGUGCGGGAAAUUUUUCCGCGAGAAAGGAAAUCUUGAUAAUCAUCAGAGAAUUCACACAGGCAAACGUCCAUAUUCAUGUUCAGAUUGCGGGAAAACUUUUGUUCGGAAAGGUGAACUAAAUAAUCACCAGAGAAUUCACACAGGCGAGCGUCCUUUUACAUGUUCAGAGUGCGGGAAAUGUUUCCACGAAAAAGGAAAUCUUGUUACUCACCAGAGAAUUCACACAGGCAAACGUCCAUAUUCGUGUUCAGAGUGCGGGAAAACUUUUGUUCGGAAAGACGUACUUAAUAAUCACCAGAGAAUUCACACCGGCGAGCGUCCUUUUUCAUGUUCAGAAUGCGGGAAAUGUUUCCACGAAAAAGGAAGCCUUCUUAAACACCAGAGAAUUCACACCGGCGAGCGUCCUUUUUCUUGUUCAGAGUGCGGGAAAUGUUUCAACGAAAAAGGAAGCCUUCUUAAACACCAGAGAAUUCACACCGGCGAGCUUCCAUAUUCGUGUUCAGAGUGCAGGAAAUGUUUCAGUUACAAAAGUGCCCUUGAUCGACACCAGAGAAUUCACACCGGCGAGCAUCCUUUUUCAUGUUCAGAGUGCUGGAAAUGUUUCAACGAAAAAGGAAAUCUUCUUAAACACCAGAGAAUUCACACGGGCAAACGUCCAUAUUCGUGUUCAGAGUGCGGGAAAUGUUUCAGUUACAAAAGUGCCCUUGAUCGACACCAGGGAAUUCACAUGGACGAAGAAGAGGAGAGGUUGGUGAGAAGAGAUCAGCAGUCUAUGGAGGGGGGAAGUCUUCAGUAUUCCCGGGAUUCCAAACCGGAAGAUCAAAGCAUCCCUCACCAUCAUCAGGAUAAAUUAGGAAAAGACAUCAAACUUGAGGUUAAAGAGGAAGAAGAAGAGACGUUGGUGAGUGGAGAUCAGCAGUCUAUUGAGGAGAUGACCAUGAAAAGUGACCAGGAGGAAUCUUCUCUUUGUAUCAGCAGAAGAGGACACUAUGUCCUGAAUAACGUAUCUUCAGAAAUUAAAGCAGAAGAAAAUCCCACCACACAACGUUCUCCAGGAGAAAAUCCCACCACACAACGUUCUCCAGGAGAAAAUCCUACCACACAACGUUCUUCAGGAGUGAAUCGCAUUACACAAAUAAUACAUCAUAAAACCUAUCAAAUGGAGAGAUCCUGGGAUUUCUCUGAUCCUGAGGAUUCUUCUAAAGUUCCACAAACUCUUGAAUCUCACAGUACAGAUCCAUCUAAUCCAGAGGAAUCUUCCUUGAACCAUGAAGGAUCUCACACAGGAGAACAUUCCUUGUCAUCUACAGUGUGUGGGAAUUCAUCCAAAGAAACCAGAGAGCCUCUUACACACCAGAAAAGUCAUAAGAGUUUGCGUACUUACUCAUGUCCAGAGUGCGGGAGAUGUUUUAAUGUGAAAAGAAACUUUCUCAGUCACCAGAGAGUUCACACAGGCGAGCGUCCUUUCCCAUGUUCAGAGUGCGGCAAGCGUUUUACUGACAAAGGAAACCUUCUUAAACACUACAGAAUUCACACGGGUGAGCGUCCCUUUUCAUGUUCAGAGUGCGGGAGAUGUUUUAUUCGGAAAGCAGAACUUGUUAGUCACCAAAGAAUUCACACAGGUGAGCGUCCGUUCUUGUGUUCGCACUGUGGUAAAAGUUUCAUUCAGAAAGGACACCUUCUUAAACACCAGAGAACUCACACAAGUGAGCGUCCUUUCUCAUGUUCAGAGUGUGGGAAACGUUUCAUUCAGAAAAGAGACCUUGUUGUCCACCAGAGAAUUCACAAGAGCGAGCGUCCUUACUCUUGUUCAGAGUGUGGGAAAAGUUUCAAUCAGAAAGGAAAUCUUGUUAAUCAUCAGAGAAGUCACACGGGCGAGCGUCCCUAUUCAUGUUCAGAGUGCGGGAAAUGUUUCCACGAAAAAGGAAACCUUCUUAAACACCAGAGAAUACACACGGGCAAGCGUCCAUAUUCUUGUUCAGAGUGUGGGAAAACUUUUGCUCAGAAAGGCGAACUUAAUAAUCACCAGAGAAUUCACACCGGCGAGCGUCCUUUUCCGUGUUCAGAGUGCGGAAAAUGUUUUGUUCGGAAAGAACACCUUCUUAAACACCAAAGAAUUCAUAUAGGCGAUUAUCCUCAUUCAUGUUCUGAGUGUGGGAAAUCUUUCAUACAGAAAGAAGUACUUCUUCUACACCAGAGAGUUCACACAGAUGAACGUCCCUAUUCAUGCUCAGAGUGCGGGAAAUGUUUUGUCCGGAAAGAUAAACUUCUUAGACACCAGAGAGUUCACACGGGGGAACGUCCCCAUUCGUGUUUAAAGUGCGGGAAAUGCUUCAGUCAAAAAAGUGGGCUUAAUCGACACCAGAGAAUUCACAUGAACUAACCACCUUUUUUUAUGUUCAGACGGACCAAUGGGGAGUGUGGCAAGAACAACCUCCAGAGAACGUGUGUCCUUCCUUAUAAUCAGAAUGUAUAAAAUGUUUCUGUUAACCACUUCCCGCCCGGCCUAUGGCCGAUUUACGUCCGGGAAGUGGUUGUGAAAUCCUGACAGGACGUUCACGAACGGCCUGCAGGAUUUCGUGCCGCGCGCGCCAGUCUGACACCCUGCAUCUCCGAUCUCGGUAAAGAGCCUCCGGCGGAGACUCU
Molecule: messenger RNA, 3812 nt
Organism: Rana temporaria (common frog)
Lineage: Eukaryota; Metazoa; Chordata; Amphibia; Anura; Ranidae
Product: zinc finger protein 418-like
Exons: 7
Coding region: 118-3549 (1143 amino acids)
Biological process (GO): regulation of transcription by RNA polymerase II
Molecular function (GO): DNA-binding transcription factor activity; RNA polymerase II cis-regulatory region sequence-specific DNA binding
Source: RefSeq, a predicted model, not a curated record